Messenger RNA from Trichoplusia ni (cabbage looper), 1371 nucleotides. Its product is annotated as aldo-keto reductase AKR2E4-like. The record is from RefSeq and is a predicted model, not a curated record. Bases 222 to 1223 code for a protein of 333 amino acids. Gene Ontology annotation, cellular component: cytosol. The transcript has 8 exons. Lineage: Eukaryota; Metazoa; Arthropoda; Insecta; Lepidoptera; Noctuidae. Gene Ontology annotation, molecular function: aldose reductase (NADPH) activity.
CAAAAAUGUCAUUCCGAAAAAGACAAUAAAACGUCAAUAAACAAAUUUGAGGCUACCAAAUACUUGGAUAUCAAAACUUCAGUAAUUUCCUACCGGAUUCAAAUCACAUUGGCUUUUCUCACGGCAGUGACGUGGUGACCGGGCUUUGCUGAACCGAUUCUAUUAAAGGCAUCGCCCAGAGAGCAUAAUUUCGGAUUCCAAUUUACAGCGCUUGGACACUCAUGGUCGAAUGCACAGGCCCGUUGUUCUUUAAGCUGAAUGAUGGAAAAGAAAUACCUGCGGUCGCUCUCGGCACAAGUCUUGGACAUUUAGCCGAUGGAACUCGGGUGCUGUCAGUGAAUCAUUCGUUGGCAAAGGCAGUACAAUGGGCGCUGGAGGCCGGCUACCGGCACGUCGACACCGCCUCGCUGUACCGCGUCGAGGACGAAGUCGGGCUCGGCGUGCGAGAGUUCCUGCAGGGCAGUAAUUAUACGAGGAAUGAUAUUUAUAUUACUACAAAGUUGUGGAACGACGCCCACGAGCGAGCUCAAGUGUUGCCAGCCCUCAAGAAAUCACUCGACGACCUGCAAAUGAACUACGUGGACUUAUACUUGGUCCACUAUCCUAUGGCGUACACGUCCAAUGGCAGCAUCAGCACAACAGACUACCUGACAACAUGGAAGGGCAUGGAAGAUGCGAAGAUGAUGAACAUGACCAGGUCUAUCGGGGUGUCGAACUUCAACCUGUCGCAGAUGAAGAGACUCUGGCAUCACGCGAAGAUCAAGCCUGCUGUGCUGCAGAUUGAGGUGAAUCCAACCAUUACUCAAGAGAAGCUAGUAGACUGGUGUCAUAACCACGGCGUGGUGGUGAUGGCUUACAGCCCGUUUGGGGCUGUGCUGGGCAGAAAGAAGGAUGGACCACAACCCAGAGCCGACCACCCCCUGCUGCUGGGACUAGCGCACAAGUACAACAAGACUGUUCCACAAAUACUGCUUCGAUAUUUGCUGGAUCGAAACAUAGUAGCAAUACCACGAUCGACGAACAAGCACCGUAUCGCACAAAAUAUCAAUAUAAUGGACUUCAAACUAAAACCGGAGGAGGUUCGGGAACUUUCAGCCUUCAACUGCAACUACAGACUCAGGACUCCAGUCAAGUGGUACGACCACCCGCACUUCCCCUUCGAAAAGAAAAACUUAACUCAAGAGCAAAUUAAUUACAUCAUCGAACAUAGCAAAGAGGAUUAAUGAUUCUGAUAACAGUUGGUGAGAGUUAAUGAUUUACAACGAAAGGUUAAUUUUUGAGAUCGAUAGAAAUGCUAACCAGCGGAAAGAAAAUGAACAAAAUGUAUUUAAUGUGAUGUCACCCUAAUAAAAAUAGAAAAAUCACGAUUAA